UUAUUUUUACUCGCUCCAUAUGAGCAUUUAAUACCACUUGGAACUACAAAGUCCAGCAGACACUGCUCUCUCAGCCGGCUUCGGUACUUUCAAAAUACCGAAAGUUUGCCAACAGGAAUGAAUGCAUCGUUAGUUAGCUAACCGGACACCCGUGAACUAGUACGACACCAUGUUGGCCCGCGUGGGUGCUAUGACAACAGCAGUUCUCGGCUCUGCAGUGUUCUGGGCGCAGCGGAAAAACACUGAGCCUGAACAGGCAAACUUGGAUUUGACCAAUACUCCUAGUUCCGACCAGUCCUCAUCUCAGUACGAGCUGAAACUUGUUCAGGUGUUGUUUAGACAUGGUGCAAGAACACCACUGAAAUCUAUACCGGAUGUCUUGGAGGCGCACUGGGUUCCUGACCUACUGGAGGUUCCAGAUCACACCAAGAUCGAUUAUGUAGUUACAGACCUACAGGGAGGCCCAAGACCCCCUUCUCCUGUGGAGGAAAGCUACAGAGCCAGAACACUGGCGGGUGGCACAUACCCAGGUCAGCUGACCACAGUGGGCAUGCAACAGUUGUAUGAUCUCGGACUAAGACUGAGGAGGAGGUACAUUCAGGAUGUGGCCUUCCUUAGCCCAUACUUCAACAGUAAAGAAGUUUACAUCCGUUCAACCAACAUCGUCCGCACCAUCGAGUCAGCCAAGUGUCUGGUAGCAGGGUUGUUCCAGCAGCAACAGACUGAAACUGUGCCUAUCCUCACAGAAAAAUCAGAAAAAGAGAUCCUCUACCCAAACUACCAUGGAUGCAAACUUCUCAAGAUGCUCAGUGGUUCUCGUUGGGCAGAAUCAUCCACAUUGCCAGACAUUGCUUCUGAUCUUCAGAGCAUUCAGAGCGUGUUGGGUGUCAGGCCUCAUCAGCAUCUCGACUUCAUCCUCAUUAGAGAUGACAUGGUAGCCAGAGAGACUCACAGACUACCGUCGCCUGCAGCACUAGAUAGCUGGAGAGCUAAAGUAGAGCAGAGAGCUGUAGAUAUGAUCUGGCACAUCUAUGAGCCCAGUAACAGGGAGAAUCUGCAGCUCUGUGUGGGUCCUGUGCUUCACACACUUCUCUCUAACAUGGAGACCAAGGUUCACGGUAAUGCCUCAGAUUCAGGCAGGAAGCUGUUUCUGUACUCUGUACAUGACACUACGCUAAUGCCGUGCCUGAUGGCAUUGGGUGUAUUUGAUAUGAGAUGGCCUCCGUAUGCUGCCGAUAUCACACUUGAGCUCUACCAACACCGGCACAACAAGCAGCAUUAUGUCAAAAUAUCCUACAUCGGUCAGGAUCAGAAGAUCCCCGGCUGUAGUGAUGUCUACUGUCCUCUGAGAGAGUUUAAGCAGGCUCUGUCCAUGUAUGCCCUGCCUGAGGAGAGCUACCACACCCUCUGCAACCGCAGAGCAGACAUCCCCACCCGCUGAGUUCACACUACCUCACGCCUUUGAAAACAUACACACACACAUGUCCAAUAUGGUGCAACAGAAGCAGGUUCAUCUCAUUUCUUGUUUACACAUUUAAGAACUUUAGUCUGCUAUUCAUUACUUGUUUUAUUUAGUUGUUUAGAUUUUUUUGAGCAGUAUACGCAGAUUUACAUUUUAGUUUAGUUAAGUUAGACUUGGUUUUUAAUCAUGUCAUCAGUCACCAGAACACAAAAAGUGUAGUAUGCAAGAUAUUUUGUAAGCAAAUCAAAUUCAGAAUGAGGCGUUAAUAAAGAAUGUCACUUAUGAUACUCAUCACAAGACAGAAAGGGAAAUGACCCUGAAAAGUGAACUUAUUAUAAUUAUUUAUUAUAAAGUAAUCAGUGAUUCUUUCACUCAGGGUCCACUUUUGCAUUUGUGUAUUUGUGUUUUUGGAUUGGAGUGUGCGCACUUCUUGCAUAUCUGCGAUGUGACAGAUAAUGAAUUAGGUUUCACCUGUUUUUGUGAAUUUAUAUCAACUUUACAUCUUUCAUAAAAAUUUGUGUUAUUUUAGUAAAUAUUAUAAGUACAUACAAUGACAGUGUUAAAUGUUUAAAUAAAUAACUCAAGUCAUAACUCUUUUGUCUUACUGAAAGCAUGCACAGAAAAAGGCCUCAGAGUUCACUCAAUCAUUCAUAUAACCUGAACUUCUCUUUUCAGAUCUGUAACUGUAGGUGUUAUGUAAAGCCAUUAAAAUAAAGG
Molecule: messenger RNA, 2179 nt
Organism: Hemibagrus wyckioides
Lineage: Eukaryota; Metazoa; Chordata; Actinopteri; Siluriformes; Bagridae
Gene: acp6
Product: acid phosphatase 6, lysophosphatidic
Exons: 11
Coding region: 170-1441 (423 amino acids)
Biological process (GO): dephosphorylation
Molecular function (GO): phosphatase activity
Source: RefSeq, a predicted model, not a curated record